Molecule: messenger RNA, 1343 nt
Organism: Cyprinus carpio (common carp)
Lineage: Eukaryota; Metazoa; Chordata; Actinopteri; Cypriniformes; Cyprinidae
Product: 5-hydroxytryptamine receptor 3A-like
Exons: 4
Coding region: 394-990 (198 amino acids)
Biological process (GO): monoatomic ion transport
Cellular component (GO): membrane
Source: RefSeq, a predicted model, not a curated record
UUCUAAAUAGGUGAUACGAUUUUUUGAAAUCCUUUGGAGGUUCCCAUGCUCCUUUGGAGAUUUCUGGGCUGUAUCUAGUUGGCGCGAUCUGUAAAGAGCCCAAAUCUACCUAAUGGAUUACAGCUCAAUGGAGUGUUGAAGGAUUGACAUAUUUUUGUAGACCAACCUUGUUUCAACACUCAAAGUUUGGUCUUUACUUUUAAAGAAUUAGCUAAAGAAGAGGAUGGAAAACAUCAAUAAACCAACAGAGAACAAAGCUGAAAACAAAUUGUCCUGAGACGUCGAGCUACGCUGUAUGUGGUGAACCUCCUGAUUCCCAGCAGCUUCCUGCUUUCUGUGGAUCUCUUCAGCUUCCUGCUGCCACCUCAAAGUGUGGACCGUGCUUCCUUCAAAAUGACCCUCAUCUUGGGUUACACUGUCUUCUUGCUGCUAAUGAACGACCUGCUGCCUGUCACAGGAAACAACUUACCACUCAUAAAUGUGUUUUUCUCACUCUGUUUGGCCUUGAUGGUAGCAAGUCUCCUUGAGACUAUCCUCAUCACCAAUAUCCUGUAUGGUUCCCGUGACUUGCCUCCCUUACCCAAGUGGCUCAGGAUUCUGGUCCUGAAAUAUCUUGCUCGACUUGCUUGUAUGAAGAAAUCUUGUGAUAAACACCUUGAAGCAAACACAUCUGAGAGCACUUUCUACAAAAACACCAUGACUGAUAAUGCCAUGACUGAUAUUCCAAACAAAGAACUAGUUGGUGCAAGUCCAGUGAGAGUCUGGGAACAUUGCCUUGAUGAAAUGAAGAAGAUGAGUACGGAUUUAUUGGCCAUCCGUCACCAAGUUGAAGAGCACUUCAGUAAUGAAAACAGAACAGAUGAUUGGUUCAUGUUUGGUCAGGUCGUUGACCGUGUGCUCUUUAUAAUGUAUAGUCUCUUUAUUGUUGUGAGUUUAAGCACAAUUAUGGUUCUGUGGCUAUACUCAUACAGUCUAGACAAAAGGUCAUGAUUUAUUAUUGCCUGCUCUGUAAACUGAUGACACCAAAACUCUGAUGAUGUUAUGAUUUAUUUCUGAUGUAAUGAAGUGGAUCUUCAACAAAAUAGUCUAGCUUUAUACUCUUUAUUGGGGCUUUAAAGGGGUAGUUCACCAAAAAUUUAAUUUCUGUCAUUUACUCACCCUCAAGUUGUUUCAAACACAAAAGAAAAUAAUUUGAAGAAUGUUGGUAACCAAACAGUAGCAAAAAAUAAAUAAAUAAAUAAAUAAGUCUACUGGCAGCUCAGAGUACACGAUGACAGAAUUUUUAUUUUUGGGUGAACUAACCCUCUCAGUGUCCCAGUAUUUAAAAUUCCAUAGACAAGCUC